CGCUGGGUGACGAGUCUCGAUGGGCGCAAUAUAUCGCGACCAUGCCAACUAGUGUGACUAUGCCUGCCACGUGGACUGCGGACGAGACGGCUUGGCUUCAGGGCACGUGCGCACAACGCCAAACUAUCACAGCCGCAGACCGCCUUCAGAAGGAAUUCAGCGAUACAUACACCCCGCUAGUGCGCGACAACGAGACACUCUUCAAUGGCAAGGUGAGGACAUUCGCUGCAUACCAAUUAGCAGCUGGCUUGGUGUCCUCCCGAGCCUUCAGAGUCGAUGACGAAAGUGAAGACAGUGAGAUGCUUCCCUUGGCAGACAUGUACGUUGUGGGCAAAUGUGGAACAAACCAAUAUCUGUAG
This is a messenger RNA of Sphaeroforma arctica JP610, 359 nucleotides long. RefSeq lists its product as hypothetical. The transcript is spliced from 4 exons. The coding region runs from base 42 to 359 and encodes 105 amino acids. The record is from RefSeq and is a predicted model, not a curated record. NCBI's taxonomy places the organism in Eukaryota, Ichthyosporea, Ichthyophonida.